Molecule: messenger RNA, 186 nt
Organism: Dama dama (fallow deer)
Lineage: Eukaryota; Metazoa; Chordata; Mammalia; Artiodactyla; Cervidae
Product: small ribosomal subunit protein uS14-like
Exons: 1
Coding region: 10-180 (56 amino acids)
Biological process (GO): translation
Cellular component (GO): cytosolic small ribosomal subunit; ribosome
Molecular function (GO): structural constituent of ribosome; zinc ion binding
Source: RefSeq, a predicted model, not a curated record
GAAAGCAACAUGGGUCACCAGCAGCUCUACUGGAGCCAUCCGAGAAAAUUCGGCCAGGGUCCUCGCUCUUGCCGGGUCUGCUCAAACCGGCACGGUCUGAUCCGGAAAUACGGCCUCAAUACAUGCCGCCAGUGUUUCCGCCAGUAUGCGAAGGACAUUGGCUUCAUUAAGUUGGACUAACUGAAC